UUGUCAUGCAAGAAAUUGAAACGAUUUGCCUACUAAUGGGAGACGAAACUGACCACUUAAUAGGAUUUUUAGUGCGUCUGUUUCUCCUCUCCUUAAUGAGAAUUAGUGCUUCCAUUUCAGUUUCAUCUCUUUACUCCUAUAAGAGGUCGCACCUCUUCCCAACGAGACACAACUCUUCGCAUUGUUCCAGAGCAUUGCACUGCCUACCUCUUUCCCAUCUCGCUUCCUGGCGUACACCGGAGAGUGAGACAGCAGGCCUCCGAAACCCCGCCUCUUGUGAUCCGGUACGGGAGAGGGGCGAUCAUGUUUUUGGGGAGCGUCCUUACGGGAUUGCUGGAGUCUUGUUCAUCGUGGCUGCGAACGGCGACAUCACUGGCGACGAGUUCCCCAACGACGACUUCUUCCCCGACGUCAACGACCUCUUCAGCGACAUGACGAUCGGGAUAUCUGCACCUUCUGCUACUACGCCGCAUGCCAUCUUAUCCUCACUGUUAGGGCUAGCAUUUGGUUUAUUGCUAAUAGCAAUUGACAUGGAUAUGAUGCAUUUUGCUUAUGAUUUUGAUUGCAUGACUAGUCUCAACGAAUUGUUGCUAGUUUCUAGUUUCAUCAAUAUAUUGCUAUUCAUGUUUUAUCCAUUAUUUUUCUAGAUUAAACUAAACGGGAAAAUGCCUAAUUAUUCAACAAUCCAAAAACCUGAAAUGUGUAGGCAAUUUUCUCCUAUUGCUUUUGCUGCAACUCUCAAGCCCGCACCAUUUGAGGGCGUGAACUAUAAGAGGUGGCGUGCGAGGGUAGUUCUUUGGCUUACCACCAUGAACUGUUUUCACGCCUCUAAAGGCAAGCCAGAGGGAGAGCUGACUGCUGAGCAGGAGCAAGCUUUCCAGGCUACAAACACCCUCUUCAGAGGUGCUAUCUUGAGUGUUCUUGGCGACAAGAUUGUUGAUCCAUUCAUGACCAUCAUGGUCGGUAAAGAUAUGUGGGAUGCGCUCGAAGCCAAGUUUGGAGUCGCGGACGCAGGAAGUGAGUUGUAUAUCAUGGAACAGUACCAUGACUACAAGAUGACUGAUGACCGCUCCAUUGUUGAGCGGGCUCAUGAGAUUCAGUCGCUCACUAAAGAACUUGAGCAUCUCAAUUGUGUGUUACCGGACAAAUUCAUUGCCGGAGGCAUCAUUGCCAAGCUUCCUCCUUCAUGGAGGAAUUUUUCUACCUCUCUGAAGCAUAAGAGGCAAGAGUUCACUGUUGUCAAUCUAAUUGGCACUCUUGAUGUAGAAGAGAAGGCGAGGGCAAAAGACACACGUGCUCGUUUCCAUGAGGGGAAUUCCAGUGCCAAUUUGGUACAAAAGAGAAAUUUCCAAACUCACAAACCCAAGAACAGAAACUAUGCGGGCAAAGGAAAAUUUGAUGGCAAGUACAAAGCCCCACAAUCUGUCAACUUCAAGAAGAAGAAGGAUACUUACAAGAAGAAAGGAAAGUGCCAUGUAUGUGGCAGUGAAGAACAUUGGGCUUCAUCCUGCAAGGACCGCUGGGACAUGCGUCAGAAUGAGAACAAUAACAAGACCGCUAAUGUUGUUAUUGGCGAUGUUGACAUGAAAGAUGUCGGGUCGCAAGAACUACACCCGUGCUGAUGGUAAACGGGACACAUGCUUCUGUUCAUGGUGUUGGUACGGUCGAUCUGAAGUUUACUUCGGGAAAGAUCGUGCGGCUGAAGAAUGUGCAACAUGUCCCUGCUAUAAAUAAAAAUCUUGUCAGCGGUUCUCGUUUGUGUCGAGAUGGUUAUAAAUUGGUAUUUGAGUCCAAUAAGGUUGUAGUAUCUAAGUGUGGAAAAUUUGUGGGGAAGGGCUAUGAGAGCGGAGGCUUGUUCCGCUUAUCUUUGUCAGAUUUUUGCACUAAAGUUAUUAAUCAUGUUUGCAGUGAAA
Molecule: messenger RNA, 1913 nt
Organism: Aegilops tauschii subsp. strangulata
Lineage: Eukaryota; Viridiplantae; Streptophyta; Magnoliopsida; Poales; Poaceae
Molecular function (GO): zinc ion binding; nucleic acid binding
Source: RefSeq, a predicted model, not a curated record